AUGGCUAUCGCCGUCGCCGACUCCUCCACCAGCCCGACGAGGCCCGGGGGCUCUCUGCUGGCCGAUCUGGACGCCCACAAUAAUACAAAACCCAGACAGAGCAUGUGGCAGCGUCUAGGAUUGCGUAGAUGGCUCAGCAGCGCUGGCAGUUCGCACGCCUCGGGUUCUUCGACGGGAACCACCACUCCCGGCCAUGAGUCGAACAACAACAACAACAACAACAACAACAACAACAAUAACAAACUCUCCAGCCAUCUUCUCGCUCGCCGGCUCACUCGACGUGUUGGCCGGUCGAGACGUCGGGAUCCCUUGGCCCCAGCGGCCGAGGAACCUCGUCGCGCGGUCUCGGCGGACCGUCGCUCGCUGACAAUCCAGCGCACGCUUUCCCCCCAGCCGUCGGUGAGUCCACGGCUGUCGGCGCCUGAGGUUCACUGGCGAGCCGACGACAACGACGACGAGCUGGUCAAGAGGGGGCUGGAAAGCGAGCCGUCAUCACUACUGCUGCUACCACCGCAGUCUCCGCUACCCCUAGAGGUGGUACCGCCAGAGGGAGCCGUCCUCGACCCGAUGGAGACCGAGUUGGACAAGCGGUGGAUCCUCAACCUGAGCAUGCACUUCCGCGACCGGUCGGAACGUGAGAAGUUCUUCAUCACCUACGCCGAGACGGCGACUCGCUGGCGGCGCGUCACCAUCUCGUGCGACUACCGCGACGCUCCGCCGGACUCGCUCGAGCAGGACCUGCGCGAGUUGCGGUACCAGCGCGACAAGAGCGCUCGCAUCUACGAGGCCAUCCGGGACUCGCUGCCGGAGAUCCAGUUCUACGACACCGUCACCAACCUCAAGCUGGAGACCAGCGACGGCCGCCUGCACGUCCACGUCACCGAGGACGUCAACGAGAUCAUCCCCUACCCGCCCGUCUCCUGCGUCGGCCACCUGUACGACGCCCGCCUCGUGCCGGAGCACCGCCUGCACUUUGACGCCCACCUGUCCGGCUUUGUCUACCGCGUGCGCCUCGACGGCCGCAGCUACAUCAAGAAGGAGAUCCCCGGCCCAGACACCGUCGACGAGUUCCUCUACGAGAUCAACGCCCUGCACGCCCUGCACGGCUCCACCAACGUCAUCCGCUUCGAGGGCAUCGUCGUCGACGACCGCCGCGAGCUCGUCAAGGGCCUGCUCAUCAGCUACGCCGAACAGGGCGCCCUGGUCGACAUCCUGUACGAGCGUCGCGGCACCCUCGACUGGGCCCGCCGCGAGCGCUGGGCCCGCCAGAUCGUCCAGGGUCUCUGCGAGAUCCACGAGGCCGGCUACGUCCAGGGCGACUUCACCCUCUCCAACAUCGUCGUCGACCGCCACGACCACGCCAAGAUCAUCGACAUCAACCGCCGCGGCUGCCCCGUCGGCUGGGAGCCCCCCGAGAUCGCCGCCAAGAUCGAGAGCAACCAACGCAUCUCCAUGUACAUCGGCGUCAAGACCGACCUCUUCCAGCUCGGCAUGACCCUCUGGGCCCUCGCCAUGCAGGAGGACGAGCCCGAACGCCAGGCCCGCCCCCUCCUCUUCCCCGAC
Messenger RNA from Penicilliopsis zonata CBS 506.65, 1563 nucleotides. RefSeq lists its product as hypothetical. The record is from RefSeq and is a predicted model, not a curated record. Gene Ontology annotation, cellular component: cytoplasm. Gene Ontology annotation, biological process: signal transduction; protein phosphorylation. Gene Ontology annotation, molecular function: protein kinase activity; ATP binding. The transcript has 2 exons. The annotation marks the transcript as partial. NCBI's taxonomy places the organism in Eukaryota, Fungi, Ascomycota, Eurotiomycetes, Eurotiales, Aspergillaceae.